AUGGCGGGGGCACCCCCGAGCCGCCUGCCCCGCGCUGAGGCGUCCACCGUGUUCCCGCGCAGGGGCCGCGGGUGCUCCCGCUCGCCCCCAGGCGUCGGCGGGAAGAAGGGGUCGGAGGAGAAGUGCCCGCUGUGCCGCGGCCGGGGCGUGCAGGCGCACGUGCAGCAGAUCGGGCCCGGCGUGGUGCAGCAGAUCCAGACCGUGUGCCUGGAGUGCAAGGGCCGCGGCGAGCGCAUCAGCCCCAAGGACCGCUGCGAGGGCUGCGGGGGCGCCAGGGUGACCCGUGAGAAGAAGCUCAUCGAGGUGCACGUGGAGAGAGGGAUGAAGGACGGGCAGAAGAUUGUGUUUCACGGAGAAGGCGACCAGGAGCCCGAGCUGGAGCCGGGCGAUGUGAUAAUUGUGCUUGAUCAGAAGGACCAUAGUGUCUUUCAGAGGCGAGGCCACGACCUGAUCACGAAAAUGAGAGUCCAGCUUUCUGAAGCCCUCUGUGGCUUUAAGAGGACGAUAAAGACGCUGGAUGACCGGACCCUCGUCAUCACGUCCCGGCCAGGUGAGCCCCGCUCCUCACCCCCCCCACGCUACCGCCGAACCCCGGUGAGCUGCAAGGGCGUUAGAGACGUGUCUUAUUUAUGCCUACAAGAGCUGGGGUGCAGGGCAGAGGUCAGGGGUGAGUGUGCCGGGAGGGGGCAGACCACUCCGCAGAGACAGAGGGGAGCAGAACAGGUGGGUCCGCUGAGACCCCCCGCCGAGGGGGCAGCCGGGAGACGGGGGUCAGCACGCCCAUGGGUCACUCCCUGAGACUGACCCCGGCACCCCCAGAGGCCCCAAAGACUUGCUAAGAGCAUGUGAACCUGAAAAAAACUUAUGUGGACAUUUAUUACACGCCGGUGAAAUACAAAUUAAUCUCAACAGUGCUUUCCGCUGGCAGAAAACAUCACACACCCUAACACGUACACAGGAGACACACAGACGCACGGACAGAGACACGGACACUCAGGGACAGUCAGGCACACCGACAGGCGCACAGACGAUGCAGACUUCCCCGCCCGUCACAGGCCGGUUACGCCCUCAGGCCGCCAGUCGCGCCCAUGUCGUGAGGGGCACUGGGACACUGGAGUCUUGUGACCCGCGCGUUGGCAAGUGGCGCUUUCCCUUCUGAGGAGAAACUUCUCCCGGAAAUCUGUUUUUAGCACAGAAUUUUGGGUCCUGGAAAAGCCACGGCGGGAGCCUGACCCGAGCUGCUGGGCGCCGAGCGUGAGGGCCGGCUGGGCCUCUGGCCCUCGGCUGGGAGGCCACCCCGUCCCUGGGGUCCCCGCCCGGGGCGAAGCGGGUGCUUCGCUCCCGAGCUGUGGGGUCUAACGCGGGACCCUAAGAUCUGCAUGAAGCGUCCCACAGAGGUGCCUGUCAGCACUCAGGUCCCUGGCAAGACGGUCACGGCCGGGCAGGCCUGCGGGAGGCCCCCCCCACCUGCCCUACUGCACCUGAGUGGCCGACCGGCCUGUGCCCAGACUCCCGGCCCAGCAGGGCCUCUGUCCGGGGCAGCGGCCUCCCUGGGAAGCCUCCGCGGACCUCCUGGGCCUGUCAGGACGGAGCCCUGCCCAGGAGCCCGUCACGCCAGCACUGGGGGAGGCAGGGCCGGGCCACCGGCUGGCCAGCGCGUCCCGUCACGGGGUGGGGUCCUCUCGGCAGCCCCAGGGAGGCGCCGGGUUUAGGCCGGGGGGCGCUUGGGGACGCAGCGCCCGCGGUGCCGUCAGUCGAGCUGACAGCCGGACACGGUGCACACCCGGGGCGGGCGGUCGCCCCCGAGAAACCUCA
Messenger RNA from Condylura cristata (star-nosed mole), 1815 nucleotides. Its product is annotated as dnaJ homolog subfamily A member 4-like. The transcript has 3 exons. Gene Ontology annotation, molecular function: Hsp70 protein binding. The record is from RefSeq and is a predicted model, not a curated record. Lineage: Eukaryota; Metazoa; Chordata; Mammalia; Eulipotyphla; Talpidae. Gene Ontology annotation, biological process: protein refolding. Bases 1 to 798 code for a protein of 265 amino acids. Gene Ontology annotation, cellular component: cytosol; cytoplasm.